Molecule: messenger RNA, 2830 nt
Organism: Octopus bimaculoides (California two-spot octopus)
Lineage: Eukaryota; Metazoa; Mollusca; Cephalopoda; Octopoda; Octopodidae
Product: lachesin
Cellular component (GO): neuron projection
Source: RefSeq, a predicted model, not a curated record
UUGUGUUAAAUCUACUGCUUCAUUUUAAAGAAACAAAAAAAUAUAAGCAACUUCUAAAAAAUGUAUUUCUUUUAUUGGAUAUUUUUUCCCAUCUAUGCAGUGCUGUGCAUCACGCCGGAAUUCGACUCGUAUGAGGCGAAUGUUACCUCAACGAAUGGAACAACGGCUGUCUUACCCUGCACCAUCAACCACCUCAGUUCCCAUCAGGUGGUAUGGACCAAUCCAGAAUCAACAAUCGUAUCUUUGCAAAUUCGGCGUAUAAUUGACGAUGUUAGAAUCAGUGUGGAACGACCAUAUAUCAAAGAUUGGCACCUCCAUAUAAGGAAUGUACGGGUGAGUGACAGUGGGGAGUACACGUGUCAAAUCAAUACAACACCAGUGAAAAUGAAGAUUAUUAAUUUAAAAGUUGUAGUGCCACCAACAAUAAUCAGUCAUUUGUCCAGUACAGAUAUGGAGGUACGAGAAGGUGACACAGUUACAUUAAUAUGCAAUGUUACUGGUAUUCCACACCCAAACGUCACGUGGUAUCGACAAUCAGCCAGUAAUGACUAUUCUACAAUGGAAAGAAUCGGACAACAAGGAGAAGUUUUAGUAAUCCAUAAUGUCAGCCGAUAUUGUGACGAUGUGUAUGAAUGUGUAGCCAAAAAUGGUAUUCCACCCGUUGUUAGUCGAAAAAUAAAAGUUUCCGUCGAUUUUGCACCAGAGGUACAGUUACGGAAUAAACGAAUUGGUCAAGUUAGUGGGCGAGAAACUAUUUUAGAUUGUCGAAUUACUGCUUCACCGCAGGGUGUGACAGUAUGGAUGCGAAACGGAAAAGAACUUGUUAACAAUGAAAAAUACAGCAUUGAAGUAUUUAAUGAAGGAGGACAUACUAUAACUCUAAGUCUACGAAUAACUCAAAUUAAGGCCAGUGAUUUUGGAGAAUAUACUUGUCUAGCAUCGAAUCACCUCGGAAGAGACAGAGAGACGAUGGUACUUUACGAAAAAAGACGGACAACUCCGGCACCAACUGAGAAUCGAACACACAAAAAGCGUCCUUUUAUCAAUUACACAAAUACUGAACACCUGAGUGGCGGGCAAGAAGACAUAAACUUGGAUAAAAAUAUUAUGGUGACCGUCAAAAAUUUUUCUAACCAGUCAUUUAAAAACGACCCUAGCCAUCCAUUAGCGCCAUGGUCAGAAUCUUCCGGUUGCUUCAGCAUUAUCAAUGACAAUGGGCUCUGUCUGAAGUCUAUAGGCAUGUAUAUCUUUGGCAUUAUAAUCAGCAGUGUUCUCAGUGACCAUUCUCUUCUCUAGCAGCUUUAUACGUACGAUAUCGUCUACAAAACCAAUCCUGAAACUUCAAAUACAAAAGCUCAUCAAACAUGUUUUAUUUCAUAAAUCAUAACAACAAAGUCGGUAGCCAUGCUAAAGAGACAUUGAAGACGCCCAUUCACAGCUAUGCUCUUAUUGGAAUGGCCAAAUCUGCUGACAAAAAGCUUUUUGUAUCAAUUUAAAUGUGCAAUCAUCGGCAAAAAAAUGAAGGGCCAGAAAUAAAGAGAGAAGAAAACGGAUGAAUUAAGAUGAAAUGAGACUUUUUAAUACAAACUCAAGUACCUGAGAAUUACGAAAUCAUAGUUAGUCAAACUGGACAGCUAUGUUUAUGUGUUCUCAUCUAGAGAAAGACUUUAAACAACUUGUUUAACGUUAAACCUUCCUAAUUAUUUAGGAGUAUUAAUGAGUAAAGAGACUUAUUCACAGGGCAAAUGUAUUAAUUUACAUACAAUAUGACAGUUGUUGGAAAAUGUUUGCCUGAGAAAUAGCCACAGUUACACAAAGAAAUGUUUCUGAAACUCUAUGGCAAGCUACCCCUGUAGCCUGUUUAUAGAAAGUAUAGGAACUGUAAUAUUAAAAGAAAUAUAUGACAAUAAUCUUAAGCCAAUUAUCUUCCAGCCAGAACAAUGCGGAAACUUCUUACUUCCUGAAUGUUUACGUCUGUUAAUAUUCAGGUCCCUGAUUAAAAUAUAUAUAUAUAUAUAUAAUGAUAUAAAAGAAAAACAAACAAAUACAUAAAUAAAACAGCAGAGUUUACGCUCUAUUUAAGUCCACCUUUUUAUGUUGAUAUUGAAAGCAACUUUAUUCACGUUUUAUUAAAGUACUGCCAAACGGAUCAACUGCAAAUUUCCAGGGUAUUGUUUUGCCCACUGGCAGAACAAACAAUUCAACAAUCUGAUACUUUCAUAAACUGAAUGAAACGAAAAACAAACAAAAUUAAAUAAUAACAAAAAAUAAUGACACCCACAUAUACACAAAAAAUACAAAAAUCAAGUAAUAAAUAAAUAAAAAUAAAUCAAUAUGUUUUUUGAAAUCAGAUCAAGCUUUGCAUAGUGAAAGUUGGACCAUAUUAUCUGAUUAUUUGAUAUGCUGAAGCUUUUGGUCACGUACUUGCAUCAAGUCUUUUUUUUUUAACCCUGUCACAUGUCUCCUUAUGUUCCGAUGAGGGUGACUUCGAAAGGGCCAUAACCCUUAAACCCUUAACCAAUAACAGUUGCUGUACAAGUGCCUUUCGCCGAUGCUCUGUAAAAAUCAUUCCGGUUAUAACUCUAUGUGUGGCAUGUGUAGUAAGCCUUAAUUUUAGAACCGGUAUUAGCUAGAUAUUAGUUGGAAUGUUUCUAUCUCGCCCCAAUAGCAUAUGUCAGGGUUAACUAAAGUAGCAGAGAACAAUAUGUACACAGUCAUUCUAAACAGUGUAUGGUUGUGUUAUAAAGUUUUGUUCCGUUUUUAAGUCCCCAAAAGAUAUACCUGUGUAUUUUACUCUUUUAUACAUACAAACAUACAUACGUAUGUAUGU